AUGCCUCCAAAUACGACUUCUAUGACAGAUAGCCCUAAAAAUAUUCAUAAUAAAAUACAUAAAGAAAGACUUUCAAUUGACAAUGAAAUUAAAGAAAUUAAAGAUGAUGAUGAAGAAGAAACACAAUGGAAAAGUAUAUAUAUUGGUGGUCUUUUAGCUUUUAGUUCAAAUGUUCAAUUUUCUAUUUAUAUUGCCACUAUUUGGCCAUAUCUACAAACUCUUGAUCCACAUGUAACUGAAGAAUUUUUUGGAUUUGUUCUUGGUUCUUAUUCAAUUUCAAAUAUUAUAUUUUCACCUUUAUUUGGAUGGUGGUCAAAUAAAAUAAAAUGUAUUAAAAUUCCUUUAUAUAUUGGUAUAACUUGUCAAUUAACAGGAAAUACAUUAUAUUUUAUAUUAGAUAAACUUCCAUAUUAUCAAAAAGAAUUUAUGUUUUUUGCAAGAGUAAUAACAGGUGUAGGAUGGUCUUGUGUUUCAUUAUUACGUUCUUAUGCAGCAACUGCUUCUACAAAUAAGGAUAGAAGUAGAGCUGUUAGUGUCAUUAGUGGAGGUUUAGCUUUUGGUGUUACAAUUGGUCCAGCAUUAAAUCUUUUAUUUAUUGGUCUUGGAUAUCCUGGUGUUCAUAUUUUAUUUAAUAUUUAUUUUCAUAUUUAUAAUAUGCCAUCAUUUUUAGCUAUAAUAGCAAAUGGAUGUAGUUUAUUAGCAGUUAAAUUUUUUUUUGUAGAAAAAUAUGUUGGUAUUCAUAAAUAUGAAGCUGGUAAAAAAAAAGAUUCAAGUUUAACAUUACCAAAAUAUGAUAAAUUUGCUGUUGGAAUUGCAUUCAUAUCAAGAUUUGUUCAAAUGUUUAUUGUAUCAAGUAUAUCAACUCUCAGUCCCAUUAUUUCAAUGAUGAUGUUUAAUUUUACCAAAAAACAAACAGUUACAGUUAUUUCUUAUGCUCAAGGUUUCUUAGGUUUUUCAGCUUUUGUUGUCUACUUUUUAUUUAUCUUUAUUGAUAUAGGAAAAUAUGGAAAAUUUCGUAGGAAUAUCAUUAUUGGUUUUGGAUUGCUAAUUACCUUUCAUUUAUUAGUAUACCCGUAUUCAUUUAUUUAUAAUGAUUCACCUAAAGUUUCACAAUAUAAUUCAAAAAUAAUGACUAAUAUAUCAUCUUCAACAGAAUUAACUGGAUGUGAUAUAUCAAAAUUUGAUUGGUGUGAAAAUCUUCCUAUAAUUAGUCCUUACCUUUAUUUUAUAUCAUAUUCUUUAUGUAUUGGAAUAGCUUUUCCUGUAGUAAAUGCAGCAAUGAAUACACUUUUUUCAAGAAUGCUUGGUAAUAGAAGACAAGGAACAAUGCAAGGAUGUUUACAAACAUGUGCUGGAUUUGGUGUUCUUGUAGCACCAAUUUUUAGUGCAUUUAUGUAUCAAACAUUUGGUCCUAAAAUAAUUUUUAUUCAUCAAAUUAUAUUAGGAUUAAUUGUUGUAACAUUAUGGAUAAUAUUUCAUCAUAGAAUGGUACCAUUAAAAGUAAAUAAUGACAAAGAAAAUAUUAUUGAAAAAUCGUAA
This is a messenger RNA of Strongyloides ratti, 1539 nucleotides long. Its product is annotated as Major facilitator superfamily and Major facilitator superfamily domain, general substrate transporter-containing protein. The transcript has 3 exons. The record is from RefSeq and is a predicted model, not a curated record. Gene Ontology annotation, cellular component: lysosomal membrane. NCBI's taxonomy places the organism in Eukaryota, Metazoa, Nematoda, Chromadorea, Rhabditida, Strongyloididae. Gene Ontology annotation, molecular function: transmembrane transporter activity. Bases 1 to 1539 code for a protein of 512 amino acids. Gene Ontology annotation, biological process: transmembrane transport.